AUGAAGCUUUUUUUUGCCUUCACUGCCGCAGUGACUGUUGUCUCCGGCUUCCCGGUCAUCGAUAAUCUUCCUUCUGAUGUUCAUCUACGGGCAGCUGAGCUGGCCACGAGGACUCUGAAAAACCUCGAGGCACAAGCCGUUCAACCACACCAACCCGUCAAGCGUCAAUCGCUUCCACUUCCCUCCGAUGCCUUGGGCCUCAGCCGAGCAGAGACCAACUGUGGACCUUCAAUCCCUUGUCCCUACUUCGAUGAAGAGGAGCAAAAGAUCUCAGUAGAGGGAGAAUAUGCGUAUGCCUCUCCAGCUCCUGAUCAGAUCCGAGGCCCUUGCCCCGGUCUCAACGCCGCUGCCAAUCACGGCUACUUGCCUCGUUCUGGAGUUGCCACAAUUGAAGAGACUGUUAGCGGUCUUAACAAGCUUUAUAACAUGGGCCUCGAACUCGGUGCAGUCCUUGCCGCGUACGCAGUUAUUAUCGAUGGUGACCUGCUCGGUGGAACAUGGUCUAUCGGUGGCCCUCAACAAACCGACGCUCUCGGCUCCGUCCUAGGAAACGGUCAAGGUCUAUCCUAUUCUCACAACAGCUAUGAGGGAGAUGGAUCCAUCGGCCGCAAUGACGCGUACCUAAACGAUGGGGAUGCUCACUCGCUCAACAUUGACAAAUUCGAAGCCGUCUACGCCGUUGGUGGCAAUGAUACCUCUGAGGAUGGACUUGAUCAACGAUUCACCAUCGACAAGUUCCGUGCCCGGUAUCAGGAGGUUCAAGAACACUCCAUUGCGACCAACCCGUACUACUUCACCGGCGCUUUCUCCACUGUUGUGGUUGUACCUGCUGCGUAUAACUUUGUCAUUAACUUCAUGUCUAACCACUCCGAGGCAGAGCCAUCUGGAUACUUGGAUGGAUACAACUUCAAGAAGUUCUUCGGUGUGACCGGUAGCCCUGGUUCUUUCGUCUGGAACAAAGGACAGGAACGCGUCCCUGAGAACUGGUACAAGCGCCCAGCCGUUUCGCCAUAUGGCCUUGCCGAUGUCGCACUCGACGUUGGAAUCGGAUACCUUGCAUACCCGGACACCCUUCGCUUCGGCGGAAACACAGGAUCCGUCAAUUCGUUCACUGGAGUUGCUGUCAGUGACCUUACCGGCGGAGUCCUAAAUGCCAAGAACCUCUUUGAGGGAGACAACUUCGCAUGCUUUGUUUUUGUACUUCUUCAACAGGGCAUUCCUGAUUUCCUCAAGGGGCCCCUGGCGGAUAUCAACAACGCAACCUCCUUCUUGAAGCCAUUCCUGUCUCCUAUCCUGGAUAAGCUUGAAUGCCCUGAGCUAGGCCAGUUUGACCAGAGUUUGUUCAACGACUUCCCUGGUUACAAGUAUAGCCCAACCGGUCCUGCGACCAACUAUUAA
Penicillium angulare is the source of this 1398-nucleotide messenger RNA. Its product is annotated as peroxidase family protein. The record is from RefSeq and is a predicted model, not a curated record. The coding region runs from base 1 to 1398 and encodes 465 amino acids. Gene Ontology annotation, molecular function: peroxidase activity. NCBI's taxonomy places the organism in Eukaryota, Fungi, Ascomycota, Eurotiomycetes, Eurotiales, Aspergillaceae. The transcript is spliced from 3 exons.